AUGACGUCUGAAACUGAUAUCACACAAUCUGAUAAGCGAAGUAUCAAUUUAUUAUCACUGGAUGGAGAAAAGAUAACUGUUGAUAUGGAUGUUAUAUCACAGUCAAAAACUAUCAAAAAUAUGUUAACAGAUUUACUAAUCGAUCAAGUUGAUGAAUCACAGCCAGCUUUUGACUUACCUAUUGAAUUACCUGCUAAAACUAUUAAAAAGGUUCUCGAAUGGUGCACACAUCAAGCACAUCUCACAGUUGAAGCAGCUAAAUCAGAGGAGGAAAGGGUUUGGCGACAAAAUUUUCUUGCUUUGCCGGACAAUAAGGAAUUGUUCGAGCUUGUACAGGCAGCAAAUUACUUGGAUGUCAGCGAUUUACUCUCAUCUGGCUGCAAAACGAUCUCGAAUCAUAUCAAAGGAAAGACGGUGGAAGAGUUAAGAGCCUUUUUUAAUAUUGAAAAUGAUUUUACUCCCGAAGAAGAAGCGCGUAUUCGAGCGGAAAAUGCUUGGUGUGAAAUGUAA
Messenger RNA from Brugia malayi, 510 nucleotides. RefSeq names its product S-phase kinase-associated protein 1A, putative. NCBI's taxonomy places the organism in Eukaryota, Metazoa, Nematoda, Chromadorea, Rhabditida, Onchocercidae. The transcript has 6 exons. Bases 1 to 510 code for a protein of 169 amino acids. Gene Ontology annotation, cellular component: cytoplasm; nucleus. Gene Ontology annotation, biological process: SCF-dependent proteasomal ubiquitin-dependent protein catabolic process. The record is from RefSeq and is a predicted model, not a curated record. Gene Ontology annotation, molecular function: cullin family protein binding.